This is a messenger RNA of Humulus lupulus (European hop), 1149 nucleotides long. RefSeq names its product cytochrome B5-like protein. Bases 255 to 614 code for a protein of 119 amino acids. Gene Ontology annotation, cellular component: intracellular membrane-bounded organelle; membrane. NCBI's taxonomy places the organism in Eukaryota, Viridiplantae, Streptophyta, Magnoliopsida, Rosales, Cannabaceae. The transcript has 7 exons. Gene Ontology annotation, molecular function: heme binding. The record is from RefSeq and is a predicted model, not a curated record.
AGAAAAAUUAGAAUUUUUAAAAAAAUUUAGGGAACACUACUCCCAAAUAUUCCCAAUGCAUCAGCAGCAGGCCCGACUCAGAUCCAAAAACUCGUCUAUGUUUCACAUUCGUGUUCACUCUCCCUUCUACUAUUACCCUUGCUAAGCGAAAAGAUUCCGACUUUCGAUCACUUUGGCCGGAAAAUCAACAAUCCUUUACUCGAAUCCACAGCAUUUGAGUUGGGGUUGUAAGAGGCUGAGCUUUUGGGUAUACGAUGAUAGCUAUAGUAGUAGCUGUGGUUCUGGCUCUACUUUUGGGAGCUUUUGUUUUGAUUCCCCGGGUUUCAAAAUCUGAUAGUACAAAGAAUAAUCAGUCAAAUGUUAAACACAAUAAGAGGGCCAAACUAUACACCAAAUCACAAGUCUCUUUGCACAACAAGAGAACCGAUUGUUGGAUCAUCAUUAAAGACAAGGUAUAUGAUGUUACCUCAUAUGUAGAAGAGCACCCUGGUGGUGAUGCCAUUCUUGCACAUGCUGGGGAUGAUUCAACUGAAGGCUUUUAUGGGCCACAACACGCAACUCGAGUUUUUGACAUGAUUGAAGACUUUUACAUAGGAGAUUUGGAGAAGUCAUAACAAUGAUAGCUAGAAAUUGGUGCAUUUGAACAUCACAAUUUCAGCAUAUCGACCACGAAUACAAGACUUCCAUAAUAGCAUGAAGUCAUCAAGAUUAGCAUAAGAGUAAUAAAUGAGGCACACAAUAUGAAGAUGACAUAUGGUGAGUGAGUUUUGGGUGUACAAUUUUGUCGCUUUAGUAUCAUUCUCUAAACAUAAAAUGUGGUUGGCUUGGGGUAUUGUGUUUAUGAUGAGUAAAUGGUAUCACACAUGCAAGUGAGCUUGGCUUGGUGUCAUAACUAUUUGAGUUGUCACAACAUGCAAGGCAUGUUAAUGUUAGUUUAAAGAGAUGGGUGAAUCACAUACUAUUUGGAAGUAAAGCACAAGUGGCAUAUGGGGAACAUAUGAAAGAGCUACAUGAGGCAAUGAAAGGGAUGAUGAGGAUAAAGAAUUGGCCUAUCACUCUUAUUGGUUCUCUUUAAAAAAAAAGUAGAAUUUGACUCGCUUUGUGAACAUUAUCAUACCAUCUAUAACACCUCAUUUGUCUUAAUUAUCA